Messenger RNA from Acanthopagrus latus (yellowfin seabream), 2585 nucleotides. Its product is annotated as zinc finger protein 260-like. The coding region runs from base 223 to 2442 and encodes 739 amino acids. Gene Ontology annotation, biological process: regulation of transcription by RNA polymerase II. The record is from RefSeq and is a predicted model, not a curated record. Gene Ontology annotation, molecular function: DNA-binding transcription factor activity, RNA polymerase II-specific; RNA polymerase II cis-regulatory region sequence-specific DNA binding. Lineage: Eukaryota; Metazoa; Chordata; Actinopteri; Spariformes; Sparidae. The transcript has 2 exons.
CCGCGAUACUGUGCCACUGUGAACACAACUCUCACGAGACGGCGCGAGACACAUGAUGGCGGCCCACUGCAAUCAAACUACUACCCAAACAAACUUCUCCCUUCGGACGUAAAAGCUGAUUUUCUUAAUCAGAUGUUUCCUUUUAUAAAUCGGACUACAACACUUAACGACCAGGACCGCCUGGAGCAAUAGAUCAGCGACUUUUUGUACCGAAUCGGCAUCAUGAACACGGGAGAUAACGUCCGCACUCCGAGCAUCACAACACUCACAUCACCCUCCAGCUCAGGUGUCCAGCAGCUGUUGGUGAUCAAAGAAGAGGAUUCCUCUGAGUGGAACCCCAGCCUGGACCAGAAAAACCCAGAACCCCAAGAAAUAAAAGAAGAACAGGAGGAACUCUGGACCAGUCAGGAUGGAGAGCAGCGUCAUGGGGUUGAGGGGGCUGAUAUCAGCAGAUUCGCAUUCACUGCUGUCACUGUUAAGAGUGAAGAUGAUGAAGAGAAUCCUCAGACUUCACAGCUUCAUCAAAGCCUAACUGAGGACAACAGAGAGGCAGAGCCUCCAACCAGCUCAGCAACACAGAUAAAAACAGAAACUGAAGGAGAGGACUGUGGAGGAUCUGAACCUGCAAGGAACCGAGAUCCAGAUAGUUUUCCGUCACUUGAUACAGAUGAAAAUGCUUCAGACUGUUCUGAAACUGAUGUCAGUUCUGGUGACUGGCAAGAAUCUUUGUCUGAUUCUGGACCUGAAGCAAAAAACAAUGACAAUGGAUGGAAAGAGACAAGGGCACUUGAGUCAGGUGUAAAUGCCCAUGAGGCCCAUGUAAGCGAUGUGGAAUGUAACAGUGCAAAAAAAUCCUGUAGCUGCUUUGAGUGUGAUAAAGGAUUUCACUGUAAGGCCUCUCUUGAGGAACAGGUAAUGUGUAAUUUGGGCAACAGAUCCUCCACUUGUUUGGUGAAUAUGGAAUGUAGAGUAAAUCAAAAGUUAGAUUCCAAAAUGAGUGUCAACACUGGAGAAAAAACAUUUGUUUGUGAUGUUUGUGGUAAGCGAUUUACACAUAAGGGUAGUCUCACAGUACACAUUCGAGUCCACACUGGAGAGAAUCCAUUUGGUUGUGAUGUUUGUGGGAAAAAAUUCUCAAGACAGUGUGUUCUCAGUGCACACAAGCGAGUUCACACAGGAGAGAAACCAUUUGGUUGUGAGAUUUGUGGGAAAAAAUUUUCACAGCUGUCACAUCUUAACCGACACCUCAGAAUCCACACAGGAGAAAAAACAUUUAUUUGUGAUGUUUGUGGAAAAAAAUUUAUUGACCGGGGAAAUCUCCAGCAACACAGGAAAGUCCACAUAGACGAGAAACCAUUUGAUUGUGAUGCUUGUGGGAAAAAAUUCUCAAAACAGUGUCUUCUCAAAACACACAAGCGAGUCCACACAGGAGAAAAGCCAUUUGCUUGUGAGCCUUGUGGGAAACAUUUUUCAAGACAGUCGCAUUUUAACAGACACAUGAGAAUCCACACAGGAGAAAAACCAUUUGGUUGUGAUGUUUGUGCGAGAAAAUUUAAUGAUCGGGGAAAUCUUCAGCAGCACAUGAGAGUUCAUACAGGAGAGAAACCAUUUGGUUGUGAUGUUUGUGGGAAACAAUUCAAAAGACAGGGCACUCUCCAUACACACAAGAGAAUUCACAUAGGAGAUAAACCAUUUGGUUGUGAUGUGUGUGGGAAAAAAUUCGCUGAACGGUAUGAUCUCAAAAAGCACAAGCGAGUCCACACAGAAGAGAAGCCCUUUGGUUGUGAGCAUUGUGGGAAAAGAUUUUUUAUGUUGUCACACUUUAGCAGGCACAUGAGAGUCCACACAGGAGAAAAACCAUUUGGUUGUGAUGUUUGUGGUAAAAAAUUUAAUGAUCGGGGAAAUCUACUGCAACACAGGAGAGUCCACACAGAAGAGAAACCAUUUUUUUGUGAUGUUUGUGGGAAAAGAUUCAAAAGACAGGGCUCUCUUCAUACACACAAAAAAGCCCACACAGGAAAUAGACCAUUCUGUUGUGAUGUUUGUGGGAAAAAAUUCUCAGAACGGUCUGGUCUCAAAAAACACCAGAGAGUCCACACAGGAGAGAAGCCAUUUGGUUGUGAGCCUUGUGGGAAAAAAUAUUCCCAGUUGUCACAUUAUCAUAGACAUAUGAGAAUCCACACGGGAGAAAAACCAUUUGGUUGUGAUGCUUGUGGGAAAAAAUUUAAUGAUCGGGGAAAACUACAGAAACACAGGAGUGUCCACACAAGAGAAAAGCCAUUUGAUUGUGAUGUCUGUGGGGGAAAAUUUAGCCAGCCAGCAAAUCUUAACAGACACAUGAGAGACCACACGGAAGAGAAACCAUUUGGUUGUGAUGUUUGUGGUAAAAAAUUUAUACGACAAGGAAAUCUAAAGACACACAUGAGAGCUCACACGGGGUAAUAACUUUUCAGACUGUCAGAGCAGCAGCAGUAUGCUAUGUCUGUUAUUAAGUCACUGUAACUGGUGUAUGUGUUUCCUCUGUGUUAACCAUAAAAUGUGUUUUCAAAAUACAAGAUUUCAAAAUCAUAUUUUAAAAGUCUAAA